Babesia sp. Xinjiang is the source of this 2544-nucleotide messenger RNA. RefSeq lists its product as uncharacterized. The record is from RefSeq and is a predicted model, not a curated record. The transcript has a single exon. NCBI's taxonomy places the organism in Eukaryota, Apicomplexa, Aconoidasida, Piroplasmida, Babesiidae. Gene Ontology annotation, molecular function: carbonate dehydratase activity; zinc ion binding. The coding region runs from base 1 to 2544 and encodes 847 amino acids.
AUGGAUAGUUCAAAAUGGAUGUCAGGUACUGCUAGUAUAAGAGUGAGUCGCAUUUCGUUGGGUUCAAUGUUGCGCCACAUUUUACUAGUGGUAUUGUUCCUAGCGGCAACGUCGUUUGAUGUUACCGUCUGUGUCUCUUUAGAGUCACAACAGCGACAAUCUUCACCUACAGCCGCCAUCAAAAAUACAACUGCUUCUAACGCAGGAUCUCCAUCGGACAGUUCAAGCCAUACACAUGGUAGCGCCACCCCCGUUAUCAAUGUGCACCGUGUAAACGGUAAUGCACGCCCGUUUGGUGGGAAAUCUUUGCCUUCAUGGGAUUACGCUCGUCAUGGAGCUGAUUGGACAUCUGGUGUUUGCAAGAUCGGUGGCAUGCAAUCCCCUGUGGAUCUUCAUGUUGAAGGUUUGGUGACUCGUAGCCCGCAGAACUUAAAAUCACUUUUUGAGUCUGUCUUGAAAAACAAAUCCUUUUCCACUGCAUUAAAGGAUGGUUGGAAGCGUGGUGACAUUGUUUACUCAUAUCGUCCUUUGAUAUCCUCUGUUCAGGUGUUGCGUACGGACAAGGUAUUCCGUCUGUCUAUUCCCGCGAAUGAGGGCUCUGCUUUCGGAACUCUGUUUACUACUGAUCGUCCUAAUUUAUACAUGGCAACUCACAUUGAGUUCCAUUCUCCGAGUGAGCAUACUUUUGAGGGUUCUGCUAACCGUCGUCAAGUUGAAGUACAAAUAUGGCAUUACUAUGGCGAUGACGUAUCUUCCGACACAGGUAUUCACGGUUUGGAGACGAACGAGCAUACUGACAUGAACGUUUUGGUGAACACGCACGAGUUGACAGCUGGCUUAGGUAAGAAUUUGGAGAAUGUUGUUGGCCACGGACCUAACACCUCCUCGCGUACCUCUGAGGACGCCGUGAAACCUAAUCGGGCUCAUUCCACUGUCCGUACUCCUGCGUCGCAUGGUGGUACUUUACGUUCUCCUAAUGGUUCCGCUAAAGCAGUGCACAACGGAACUCACAGAAGCGUUGGAACACAAACCAAUGUUGACAUUCCGUCGGGUAGCAUGGUAGACUACCAUGCUUCGGGGUCAAACGUUACAGGAGAGAACUCUAGUAACCAUAUCUCUAUCAACACCGGAUCAUCCAACGGCGCGAGUUUGGACAUGCGUAACAAGCCCUCUCACGUCGGUGGUCAUAAACAUGAUGUGGCAACGGAGACGGAUGUUGUGGAUACCACUGGUCACAAUGUUAAUGCCGACACUUUGUUUCACGUGUCUCACCUCGACAAUGCUUCCAAAGUAGAGGGAUCAUCGGUGUACACUAAAUCUCCUGGAUCUCCCUACGAUGCAUCGAAGGGACACAUGUUCUCUAAAUCUCACUCGAUGGAAGAUCACGGUGCUCAUGGUAAUGUGAGCCACCAUGUUAGGGAUAGUGGAGUCCAUGUGGAUAUCUCCGAUGACUUUGAUGUUGAGGAUGGACAUGAAGACGACUUUGACGAAAGUGAUGACCUUAGAAGCGCGAACUAUGUUGAUGACAGCGCUGGUGCUAGUUUUAUCGAGAUCGCUAGUGAUGUUGAGAUGCCAGACGGUACGCAUAUAAUUUCACCUGCGAGUGGGCAGGGACGCUUCCGUACUCAUGGUUCUCAACAAACUUCAGAUAUGAAAGAAUUGGGCGAUUCAUCUGCUUCUAGAGCAAGUGAUGAUAAGAAAUCCCCGGAUUCUGGCAAGAACGCGAGUGGGUCUAAAUCGCAUCCUUUACGUUCUAGGAAAUCCAGGGCAGUCACUGAUCUGGUUGAGAAUGAGAAAUUCGAAUUGUUGCACAAGUACUUAUUAGACCACUUACACAAUGCUGCUUAUGACGAGGACCGCGACCACCGUCACGUUAGCGGUAAGCGCCGUGCUCGUGAUGUUGGCACCCAUUGGGGUCGUUGGGCUGUGCUUUCAAUGACCUUUAUGAGUGAGGAGAUGGACCGUACUCGUAUCGAGACACUUAAGUCGUUUCCUUCGGAGCGUUUUAUGGAGCAGGUUCUAAAGGUUGGUUCGGAGGUUCCUGUUGCUGAGGAGAGUAAUGUAACUAGUGUUGGUGAUCUUGGUUCUGGCGGUAGCUCUGAGCUACCUGUUGUUGAGUUGGAAACUCCCAUUAACCUUUCCUCACUAUUGUUGAUGUUGGAGACUAAGAAUUUGAACUAUUUUGCUUAUGACGGUUCGUUUACUCAUCCUGGUUGCGAGGAGACGGUGAGGUGGUAUGUGGCCAAGGAGCCUCUUCCAAUUUCUACUGAGUUGAUGUUACAAAUACAUCGUAUGCUUAACCAAACUCGUGAGACAACUGCGCAUUCGGCACCUAUCAACAAGUAUCGUGAAUUGCAGAAUGUAAAUAGUAAUAUGCACAACGCUGGUAAAGUCCACUUGGUCCACGCCUACCCUAUUGAGUACUUUGUUGCAGCUUCUUUGAACAGUACACAGGAGUCUCCUCUUACAGCAAAAUCUGGCUUGUUGACUCAGUCGUUUGGUUUAUGUGUUGCUGUAAUGUUGAUUGUGUUCUUUCAGUUAUAG